ACCAUUAACUUGAUUCUUGCAUUUCAGAAAUACACACAUGUCCGGCUAGCUCAGAGGCAAGACCCAUUACCUUAUUAUAAAAGCAAGCUAUGGUGGUGUGGAAUCCUGCUGAUGGGCGUUGGUGAGCUGGGGAACUUUGCUGCUUACGGUUUUGCUCCAGCUACACUUAUUGCUCCUUUAGGCUGUGUUUCGGUCAUAGGAAGUGCAGUCAUCUCAAUUUUCUUCUUGAAGGAAUCUUUGAGGGCAUCGGAUAUAAUAGGUGGGACACUGGCAGUCACAGGGACUUAUCUUCUGGUAACCUUUUCUCCGAAUGCAUCUCAAGAUAUUACAGCACUGAAAGUAGAACGCUAUGUUGUAAGCUGGCAGUUCUUGGUGUACUUGGUACUCGAAGUAAUAGUAUUCUGUGUCCUGCUGUACAUCUACAAGAGGAAGGGGGUGAAUCACAUAGUGGUCCUGCUACUUUUAGUCGCUCUGCUGGCUUCGGUAACAGUGAUUUCAGUAAAAGCUGUGGCUGGCAUGAUAACAACGACCUUCAAGGGGGAAAUGCAGCUUACGUACGCCAUCUUCUACGUCAUGGUAGUUGCAAUGGUCGCAUCAUGUGUCUUUCAGGUCAAGUUUUUAAAUCAGGCAAUGCAGCUUUACAAUGCAACUGAAGUGGUGCCAAUUAACUAUGUGUUCUUCACCACCAGCGCUAUCCUUGCAGGAAUAAUUUUUUACCAGGAAUUUCGGGAUGCCUCCUUACUGAAUAUAUUCAUGUUUCUUUUCGGGUGCCUCUUAUCUUUCCUUGGGGUGUUUUUAAUUGCGAGAAACCAGAAGAAGCAUACUUCCCAAGAACCUUAUAUCAACUGUGGAGAAAUUCCUGGAAAGGAAACAAUGGAUAAAAUCCAGCCAAAUUCAAACAGCAUUACAUAUGGGGCUCUGCAUGAUUAGCUACUCACACAGCAGCCAAGCAGAGAGAUGAAAGUCAAAGAAAAGAGGUCGUGAAGUAGCAGCGUUUAUUUACUGCGCAAGAUUUUCAGCGCUGUGUCGUCUCUGUGUCUCAGAUCAUUUUCCGUAUCGUUUUCAUGUGUUUUAUGCAAGAAAACUUGUUAAGUUUUCUCGAGAACCUUUGAUGUCUUCACAGUUUCAAAACUCAAAUGCUGCACAAUCUCAAGAGUUUGGACUGGUCUUCAUUUGCUAAUGAUAAACUCUGAGCAGUUGCUCUGUAUAAUUGCUGUA
Molecule: messenger RNA, 1218 nt
Organism: Bufo bufo (common toad)
Lineage: Eukaryota; Metazoa; Chordata; Amphibia; Anura; Bufonidae
Gene: NIPAL2
Product: NIPA like domain containing 2
Exons: 9
Biological process (GO): magnesium ion transport
Cellular component (GO): membrane
Molecular function (GO): magnesium ion transmembrane transporter activity
Source: RefSeq, a predicted model, not a curated record